This is a messenger RNA of Erigeron canadensis, 1292 nucleotides long. RefSeq names its product peroxisome biogenesis protein 22. The coding region runs from base 195 to 1001 and encodes 268 amino acids. The record is from RefSeq and is a predicted model, not a curated record. Gene Ontology annotation, biological process: peroxisome organization. Lineage: Eukaryota; Viridiplantae; Streptophyta; Magnoliopsida; Asterales; Asteraceae. The transcript has 8 exons.
UCACCAUCUCGAUAAUCUAACAAAAAAAAAAAAAAUUCCCAAAUCUUUUCCUUUUCUUCAAUUAAAUCACACCACACCAAUAUUUUCAUUAAGAUCUCACUCAUUCCUUCAUUAUUCCGAUGAUAAAUUAAUCAUUUCUUUUACUGUUCUCUUCAGACAAAGAUAAAAAAAAAAGAAAAAGAAAAGAGAGAGCCAUGACUGAUUACUCCAAGGAAGAUUUUUUGCAGCUUAUUAAGAGAAUUGGGGCUUAUUUAUCUUCCAAAGUUUCCAAGAUUUUCAAUACCCAGGAUGUGUCUGUGUGGGCUAUAGCGGGGUUGGCUGUUGCAGUAAUUUUCACAUAUAGAUUGUUCAGGACACCCAGUGAACCUCGAAGAAGACAACCUAAGCGUCAAGCUCCCGCAUCUAGCAGUUCCGGAGUCAAUAGUCAUCCUGAUGCAAAUUUAUUUCCUUCCAACGUCGGUUCAUCUUCUGAAGAGUCAAGAGCACAAACUGUUAUUAAUGAGUUCUUUCAGCCUGUAAAGCCUACUUUAGGACAAAUAGUCAGACAAAGACUAAGUGAUGGAAGGAAGGUAACUUGUCGCUUGCUUGGUGUUAUAUUUGAAGAAAGUACUCCUGAGGAACUUCAGCAGAACCAAGCAACUGUGAGAUCCUCUGUUUUAGAUGUUCUUCUGGAGAUUACAAAAUUCUGUGACCUUUAUCUCAUGGAAACAGUCCUUGAUGAUGAAAGCGAAAAAAAGGCUUUAUCGGCAUUGGAAAAUGCCGGGAUUUUUACGUCGGGUGGCUUGGUCAAAGACAAGGUACUUUUUUGUAGCACAGACAUUGGACGGACAUCUUUUGUUCGACAGCUGGAGCCGGAUUGGCAUAUAGACUCCAGUCGAGAAAUCGCUACUCAGUUGGCGAGGUUCAUCAAGUAUCAGCUUCACAUCUCCACUACCAAAACCGAAAGAAUUGCUUCCAAUGUUUUCAGUUCGUCAUCCUUGGAACACUUUUUCAUCGGUUAACCUUUUGGAUACGGUCAAUCCCGGGAGUCCUAAGUUUUCUUUUUUGGUCUGAUAUUUGUACCUUGUGGUGUCAUGCUCAUUAAUGUUCUUGCACGAGGCUUGGUUUUGUGCAAAAGUUUGAUCAAAAAUGUACCUCCUUAGAUACCAUGAUACAUGUAUGUGGUCUGUGUAGUUUAUGUUACAUUCAAAGAUAAAGAACUUGGUUGAUACUAAGUUCUUACCUUGUUAGUGUUUUAUAGGAUCUUGUAGCCAUUGAUCCUUUAUAAAUAUUAUCUAGUGUUGGUCAUGAAA